Messenger RNA from Arachis duranensis, 2030 nucleotides. RefSeq lists its product as uncharacterized. The record is from RefSeq and is a predicted model, not a curated record. The transcript is spliced from 12 exons. Bases 161 to 1345 code for a protein of 394 amino acids. NCBI's taxonomy places the organism in Eukaryota, Viridiplantae, Streptophyta, Magnoliopsida, Fabales, Fabaceae.
UGCUCUGAACUCGAAUCAUCUUCCAGCACGAUUUCGGUCGAAUCAGAAGCUGGAUUUGUAGCAUCAUUUUCUCCAUCAAAUUUUGAGCAUAAACCCUACAAUAUUACUUCAUAAUUCGUAUCUUAAUCUUCAAUCCGUUUGAACAAUCAUUUCUGAAGAUAUGCUUCGCGAUGGAGGCGAAACCCCCUCAAGGCAUGAAUUGCUGAGCAUGGUAAAGAAGCACUCUAAUUUGAUAGGCAAAACGGUAGUGGAGGAGCAAGAUGCUUCCGAUGUCGAAAUGGACAUGAAAUUCUGGCAUGACGUUUUUGAUCUGUACUUUGUCCGUGGCAAAGAAUCAAGGGGACGCCAAGAUGAUGAUCUCGUUUUCUUUGUCAGGAAAUUGGCUUCCCGUGGUUCUGGUUCCAACAACAAUGCGGACAAUCUUGAUCCUUAUUUUGUACGCAGGUGGGCACCCGAGUUGAAAAACUUAGUUGAUGAAACUUCACUAAAUGUGGACUGGAGGCGUUCUUUUUACUUGAAUUUGAUUGCUCAUACAUCAUUCAGUGUAACUGUUGCAAUUUGCAGUUACCAGGUCCUUCAGAAUCAUCAAUCUGGGCAGGAUACACCAUUAUCCCCCGUAUACAAGGUUGUAAAGACUGUUUAUGCAUCUCCAAGUCGAGUAAAUUUUCAAUUGGACUCCAAAAAGGAAGUGGAGACAACACCUGCUUAUCCAGAUAUAUGUUUUGCAAUUGAUGAUUUUGACUCCACCUUUGAUACUGUGGUAUUGACUGAAAAAGAUCAUUGCUAUUGUGUAGUUCUUAACGCACAUGACGGGGCUGCAUUUCCUAGUGAAAAGGGGUCAAACGAUUGCAGUACUAGUGACAACUCUUCUCCGAAAGUUGAUAGUAGUUCAGCUAAGAAGAAGGAUACUAAGCUUACCCUGUUCUCAGGAUUUGUCAGCUAUCAGAUGGUUCGAGAUGCUUAUGAUGCUGGCAAGUCUCGAUUUGGGAGCCUUCUAUCAGUAGGCCAUUAUACAGGAAAAACAGAUAGGAUUUACAUGAAAGGUCCCGGAGGUAGAGGGGAAGUUGAAGUAGCUGUUUCUGGUGUUACAGAUCAAAGUCAGCAGGACUCUGGUCCAUCUUCUCCAGUUAUAUCAAAGAAUGGGUUGGGUCUUGGUGUAAUUUUUCGCAGAGCCGCAUCAGUUGCAACAGUAGCAGCAAGGCAUGCUUAUGCAGCUGCCUCUUCCUCUGGUCCUGACUUCGAUGAAAUGAUACCUUUGAAAUGCAGCUUAAUGUCCAUAUCAUUGCCCUGGGAAUAUAUAGCGUAUGAUCUUCUGUUCAAGGGAGCUCCUCCAGUGAACAUGUGAACAUGCAACGUAUCUUUGGUUUCAACGAAAACUGAACAGGAGCAGGCGAUGAUAUCUCCAAGAGCACCAUUUCUGAGGCCUGAGCAAUGAAAUUCUAUUCUCUUCUGACAGUUGUGUCUGGUGUGUGCAUGUGCAUGUAAAGAAUUGUGCAUAUUUGGUGUUCAAGUAUCCCGGGUUAAUCUGUUGGGAAGAAUUUCAAGUGUAUCAGGUACACCAAUGAUUCAAUAAUUUUAAUCGUUGAUCUCAAUUAUAAAAAAUAUAUAUAAUAUAUAUUAAUUAAAAUCAACGGUUAAGAUUAUUAGAACAUCAGUGUUUCGGAUACAUUUGAAAACUUUCCAAUCUGUUGAAUGGUGGUUAGAAUUAUAAAUAUUGAUAAAUGGUUUAGUUGGUGUAUGUGCUGGAUUAUUGUAAUCGUCACAUCACCAAUCACCAGGUUCGAGGUAAGGUAAUUUGAGCUGCUUUUUUCCGCCCUUUUGAAAAGUGCGUUAAAAUAAAGUGAAAGAAAUUAAUCUAGUUCAGGGGUAAAAGAAAUUAAACUGCAGGCAGCCAGAACUGGAAAUUGGGACCUUUUAUCUUCUGAAAAGGAUUCAAUUACUUUUUGUUUUGCCAGUCUUCGUAACUAGUUGGGAACGAUUAACUUGUUCAUUCUGUAAGAAGGCAUGUAAGCAAAAUGUGUUCAUUUUCA